AUGACUGCCACAGUGACCCUGGAGGAUGCUCUGUCCAAUGUGGACCUGCUGGAAGAGCUUCCGCUUCCAGACCAGCAGCCCUGUAUCGAGCCCCUUCCAUCCUCACUCAUCUUUCAGCCCAACUUUGACACCAACUUCGAAGAUCGCAACGCUUUUGUGACUGGAAUUGCCCGCUACAUUGAGCAAGCCACAGUCCACUCCAGCAUGAAUGAAAUGCUGGAGGAGGGCCAGGAGUACGCUGUGAUGCUCUACACAUGGAGAAGCUGCUCCAGAGCCAUCCCCCAGGUAAAGUGCAACGAGCAGCCCAACAGAGUGGAGAUCUAUGAGAAGACCGUGGAGGUGCUGGAGCCUGAGGUCACCAAGCUAAUGAACUUCAUGUACUUCCAGCGGACAGCUAUCGAUCGUUUCUGUGGUGAAGUGCGUCGUCUGUGUCACGCUGAGCGCCGGAAGGACUUUGUUUCUGAGGCCUAUCUACUCACACUGGGAAAGUUUAUCAACAUGUUUGCUGUACUGGACGAACUUAAGAACAUGAAGUGCAGCGUGAAGAACGACCACUCAGCAUAUAAACGUGCGGCCCAGUUUCUGAGAAAAAUGUCCGAGCCGUCCUCCAUCCAGGAGUCUCAGAACCUGUCCAUGUUUCUGGCCAACCACAACAAGAUCACCCAGUCCCUGCAGCAGCAGCUAGAGGUGAUUAAUGGCUACGAAGAGCUGCUGGCUGACAUUGUCAAUCUUUGUGUGGACUACUACGAGAACAAGAUGUACUUGACCCCCAGUGAGAAACACAUGCUGCUCAAAGUGAUGGGCUUUGGCCUGUAUCUAAUGGACGGAACCAACAGCAACAUCUACAAACUGGACGCUAAGAAGAGAAUCAACCUCACUAAGAUUGACAAGUUUUUUAAGCAACUGCAAGUGGUGCCACUGUUUGGAGACAUGCAGAUUGAGCUGUCCCGCUACAUCAAAACCAGUGCUCAUUUUGAGGAAAACAAGUCCAGGUGGUCUUGCACAUCUGCAGGCAGUAGUCCUCAGUAUAAUAUCUGUGAGCAAAUGCUUCAAAUCAGAGAUGACCACAUGCGCUUCAUCUCUGAGUUGGCUCGCUAUAGCAACAGUGAGGUGGUGACAGGGUCCGGUCGCCAGGAUGCACAAAAGACAGACUCCGAGUACAAGAAGCUGUGUGAUCUGGCUUUGCAAGGCCUGCAGCUGCUCUCUCAGUGGAGCGCCCAAGUCAUGGAAGUGUAUUCAUGGAAAUUGGUGCACCCAACAGACAAGUACUCCAACAAGGAAUGUCCUGACAAUGCUGAGGAGUAUGAACGUGCCACUAGGUACAACUACACCAGCGAGGAGAAGUUUGCUCUGGUGGAGGUGAUGGCCAUGAUAAAGGGGCUACAGGUGCUGAUGGGCCGUAUGGAGAGUGUGUUCAACCACGCCAUUCGCUACACCAUCUAUUCCGCCCUGCAAGACUUCGCCCAGCUCACGCUCCGAGACCCGCUGCGCCAAGCCAUCAAGAGGAAGAAGAACGUCAUUCAGAGUGUCCUCCAGGCCAUCCGAAAGACUAUCUGUGACUGGGAGACAGGAAGAGAGCCUCAUAAUGAUCCAGCCCUGCGAGGGGAGAAGGACCCCAAAGGAGGCUUUGACAUCAAAGUGCCCCGUCGUGCUGUGGGACCCUCGAGCACUCAGCUGUACAUGGUGAGGACUAUGCUGGAAUCCCUGGUUGCUGAUAAGAGUGGCUCUAAGAAGACUCUGCGCAGUAGCCUGGAAGGCCCCACCAUCUUGGACAUAGAGAAAUUCCAUCGUGAAUCCUUCUUUUACACUCACUUGCUCAAUUUCAGUGAGACACUGCAACAGUGCUGUGACCUGUCCCAGCUGUGGUUCAGGGAGUUCUUUCUGGAGCUCACCAUGGGCCGCCGUAUCCAGUUCCCUAUUGAGAUGUCCAUGCCCUGGAUCCUCACCGAUCACAUUCUGGAGACUAAAGAGGCCUCAAUGAUGGAGUAUGUUUUGUAUCCCCUGGACCUGUACAACGACAGUGCACACUACGCUCUCACCAAGUUCAAGAAGCAGUUCCUCUAUGAUGAGAUUGAGGCUGAGGUAAAUCUGUGCUUUGACCAGUUUGUCUACAAACUUGCAGACCAAAUCUUUGCGUACUACAAGGUUCUCGCUGGAAGUCUGCUUCUGGAUAAGAGACUGCGGGCUGAGUGUAAGAACCAGGGCGCCAACAUUCCAUGGCCUGCUUCCAACCGCUAUGAGACACUGCUGAAGCAGAGACAUGUUCAGCUGUUGGGUCGUUCCAUUGACCUGAACCGUCUCAUUACUCAGCGAGUGUCUGCUGCCCUUUACAAGUCCCUUGAGCUGGCUAUUAAUCGCUUUGAGAGCGAGGACCUCACCUCCAUCGUAGAGUUGGAGGGCUUGUUGGAGAUCAAUCGGAUGACCCACAAGCUCCUCAGCAAGUUCCUGACCCUGGACAGCAUGGAUGCCAUGUUCCGUGAGGCUAACCACAACGUAUCUGCUCCAUAUGGCAGGAUCACACUGCAUGUCUUCUGGGAACUCAACUACGACUUCCUACCCAACUACUGCUACAACGGCUCUACCAACAGGUUUGUUCGCACUGUGCUGCCGUUCUCACAGGAGUUCCAGCGGGACAAGCCACCCAACGCCCAGCCACAGUACCUCUAUGGCUCUAAGGCCUUGAACUUGGCCUACAGUAGUAUAUUUGGCUUCUACCGGCACUUUGUAGGCCCACCCCACAUCAAGGCUGUGUGCAGACUGUUGGGAUACCAGGGCAUCGCUGUGGUUAUGGAGGAACUGUUGAAAGUUGUUAAGAGCCUGCUCCAGGGCACAAUCCUGCAGUAUGUUAAGACCCUGAUGGAAGUGAUGCCCAAGAUCUGCCGUCUCCCACGCCACGAGUACGGCUCACCAGGUAUCCUGGAGUUUUUCCACCACCAGCUGAAGGACAUUGUGGAGUAUGCUGAGCUGAAGACUGUGUGCUUCCAGAACCUGAGGGAGGUGGGCAACGCUGUGCUCUUCUGCCUGCUCAGUGAACAGAGCCUGUCUCAGGAAGAAGUAUGUGACCUGUUGCAUGCUGCACCAUUCCAAAACAUUCUGCCAAGAGUUCAUGUCAAAGAGGGCGAGCGCCUGGAUGCUAAGAUGAAGCGGCUGGAGGCCAAGUACACGGCACUGCAUCUGGUGCCUUUAAUUGAGCGUCUGGGAACUCCGCAGCAAAUUGCCAUUGCUCGUGAGGCGGACCUGCUGACAAAAGAGAGGCUGUGCUGUGGACUGUCCAUGUUUGAAGUUAUCCUGACCCGUGUACGUGGUUUCCUGGACGACCCUAUCUGGCGCGGCCCGUUACCCAGCAAUGGUGUGAUGCACGUGGAUGAGUGUGUGGAGUUCCAUCGUCUGUGGAGUGCCAUGCAGUUUGUGUACUGCAUCCCUGUAGGAGCCCACGAGUUCACUGUGGAGCAGUGUUUUGGAGAUGGAUUGAACUGGGCAGGCUGCAUGAUUAUCACCCUGCUGGGCCAGCAGAGACGCUUUGACAUCUUGGACUUCAGCUACCACCUGCUCAAAGUGCAGAAACAUGAUGGCAAGGAUGAGAUCAUCAAGAGUGUGCCAUUAAAGAAAAUGGUUGACCGCAUUCGCAAGUUCCAAAUUCUGAAUGACGAGAUAUUUGCCAUUCUGAAUAAGUACCUGAAAUCCGGUGAUGGAGAGAACAUGCCAGUGGAACAUGUCCGAUGCUUCCAGCCACCAAUCCACCAAUCACUGGCCAGCAACUGAGAUCACUUUUUACCUUAAACCAAUUCUUAAUUAAACUAGCAGGAUUGGUGCAGGUUAGAUGUACUGUUGUUAACAAGGCACCAGCAAAACAGCAAACUACAUCUAAUGUAGUUGACCAAUUUUCAGUUACUAGUACAUUCACUAUUACAUUCUGUCAGAGGAACUACUUUACCUAAGCCUGUAGUGUUCAUCGAGCCAGUAAAUCAGCUUGUGAUUUGUCAAGUGACAUGCUUAUGAAGCAAUCACUGAUUGCAAUAUUGAUAUUGUGUAAAACUAAGACCAAGGCUUUGGUAAGACAAGCCCAAAGAUGUAGAUGUAAGAAGCGGACUUCUUUGGCCCAGUUUUAAACACUGUCUUCUAAGUUGAUUUUUUUUUUGUAUACACAAUGUGCCUUAUUAUUAUGAAUGACUUAACUUUACUUUUUUCAUUUCAUCUAGUACAGUGCUACUCAUUAUGUUUUAUACUCCUUCAAAGUUAUAGCCAAGUGUGGGAACGGCCAAGUGGGUUUUUAUCUAGAGAUUAUUUAAGUUUUGCUGUGGUGAAAGAUCUAUAGUAUAUUUUCUAUUUGGUAUUGUUAAAAUGACUGCAUGCCCCCUCCCCCAUUCUUAAAAGAAAGUUUCAGAAUAACCAAGUUCUUACUCUUGUUAAACAUUUGCCUUUUGUAUUUGAUUGUACUCUGAUUUUAAUUCAAUAAAUAUGUAACAAAUCUCA
Molecule: messenger RNA, 4473 nt
Organism: Colossoma macropomum (tambaqui)
Lineage: Eukaryota; Metazoa; Chordata; Actinopteri; Characiformes; Serrasalmidae
Gene: cyfip1
Product: cytoplasmic FMR1 interacting protein 1
Exons: 30
Coding region: 1-3762 (1253 amino acids)
Biological process (GO): axon guidance; regulation of translation; regulation of actin filament polymerization
Cellular component (GO): synapse; SCAR complex; neuron projection
Molecular function (GO): RNA 7-methylguanosine cap binding; small GTPase binding
Source: RefSeq, a predicted model, not a curated record